UAGAAAUGUAAUCAUAAGUAUAUCUCAAAAACAUACGGUAUUGUAUUGGCACAAGCUGACCAAUGAUAUAUUUUUCUUAGAAAAAGUCUUUAAAAUUAUUUUAGCUCAUAUUGUGUACUAUGCAUCCUCAACAAAGAAAAUUUUGAAAUAUUACCGGUUCAAAGAAUCUUGUUUAAGUUACAAUCAUCAUUAAAAUUAAUUAAAUAAAAAGACACUCAGUUGAUAAGAAUAUUGAAAAUCAGAAAAAUAAAAAAAACUGUGAAUCCAAUCAAUAAGUGCAUCGUCAGCUAAAUAGAAAGUGUUGUUACACAUCGGAAAGUUUUUUUCUGGUUCGGUUGAAGUGGGAGACCAAGGAACAUUCUAAAUAACUUGGUGAUAUAUUUUAGUAUCCUCUAGUCACUCUGCUUGCUUGUCAUUAUAAACUACUUGUUAAUACUGAUAUUUCAGAAGUUACUUUAGGAAACACCAAAACCAAGAUGAAAACUAAAAACUAUUGUUUAUUAAUGGUUUAUAUCGGAGUAACAACUGCGUUAUCACGAAAGCAACAGCAUAUAGAACUUGGUCUUCGAAGAACAGCCUCGCCGGGGUUAAAAGAAGACGUGGUCAUUUCGCCCUAUGAGAAUGAUCAAACAAAUGAUGAUGAAAUACUAGAGGUACCAGCUCAAUGUUUAGAACUUGAUGGAUAUUAUCCGGAUUCCAAACAAUGUGACAAAUACUAUGAUUGCAAGGAUGGAAAAUAUACUGAAAAGUUAUGCCCUGAUGGAUUAGUCUUCAACGAUUUCAGCCCACAACAUGAAAAGUGUGAUCUUCCGUUUGGAGUUGAUUGUUCUAAACGACCUAAUAGACAGACCCCACAACCGUCACAGCACUGUCCACGAAUGCAUGGUUACUUUGCUCAUGAAAAUGCUCGUAUUUGUGAUACAUUCUAUUACUGCGUUGAAGGAAAAUUCAAUAUGAUCACAUGUCCAGAUGGCCUUGUAUUUUCGGAAAAAUCAGGAAUUUGCAAUUGGCCUGAUGAAGCUCAAAAGCAUGGGUGUGGCUCACGUGAAUUAUUUAAUUUUACUUGUCCUCAAGUCGAUACAGCCAUUGCUGCAACACAUCCUCGAUAUCCUGAUUUAGAAGAUUGUCAAUUUUUCUACGUAUGUAUUAAUGGAGAGACUCCUCGACGAAGUGGAUGCAAAUUGGGUCAGGCGUUCGAUGAACGCACAAAAAAGUGUGAUUGGGCUAGAAACGUCCCUGAAUGCAAAGACUGGUACAAGGACCAACUAACUGACGAGGAGUUAUAUGCUCUUGAAAAUCCGACGUCAAGAUUGAAAAUGAACAACUCCCAAUCCAAGAGAAGGGGUAGCAGACCUUAAAGAAUUCAAUAGCAACAUAAAUGACUAACGCCUUACUAAUAGACACGAUAAUUAUGUAUUAACUCCUUUACUGAAGCUGUAUUAGUUAAUGCAA
Messenger RNA from Microplitis demolitor, 1452 nucleotides. RefSeq names its product protein obstructor-E (gene Cpap3-b). The transcript has 4 exons. The coding region runs from base 477 to 1358 and encodes 293 amino acids. Gene Ontology annotation, cellular component: extracellular region. Lineage: Eukaryota; Metazoa; Arthropoda; Insecta; Hymenoptera; Braconidae. The record is from RefSeq and is a predicted model, not a curated record. Gene Ontology annotation, molecular function: chitin binding.